GUGUGGCUCGCUACCAAAUUUCGUUAAAUUAUAAAACUUUCCGCGGUCUGCAACAGUUUAUUUUCAUAAAGAUGUCAGUGUUAUAUUUGAUUGUCGUCUUUAUAACCAACUUAACCCUCGCUGAGUGUGGUUGGACAAGAGUACAACGAAACGAAUUCGUAGAUUACAACCUUGAGAAGACCCCACUACAAAUUAAAACAGAUAGUUUACUUGGAAGUGGAGAUGUAUCUAGGGUGUACUUUUACGAUUCACAAAGCCAUUAUUCAGGAGCAUUCGAAAUCAGGUUCGACUCAACUCCACAAUAUUACAUUCGCGGAUGCAAAAGUCACACUGACUUUCCAACUAAUCUGCCUUCACCAACAGACAAGAUUUGGAAAAUAGCAUUGCUCAAAAGUUCGGAAACAAUCAACGAGCAAGUCGGUAACGAAAGUUCAGCUGUCAGACUUGUGGUUGACUGCAACGGAGUGGAGGUUCUAAACUUUGUGUUCUCUCCUUCAACAUGUCCGUACAAUAACUGGGUCAGCCCCUAUCUCGGGAGGCACGUGACUAAGAUAUGGUUCUAUUCUCGUGAUACUGCCUCUGAUUACUACAUGUCUCAACCAGGGCCCUGCGGAUGCUCAAAGAUCAACAGUUCCACUUGGACAGCAACUGAUAUAAAGUACCACGUCACUGCUGGUAAAAUCUUUCCAAUGAAACCCACCACCGUCGGCCACAAAGUUAUCAGAAACGGAGGCUCUGAGACUCAUACUGUGAACGUGAGUGUGUUGGAGACAGUAAUGGAGACGAUGUUAUUCAGUCAACCAGCCGGAGUAGCUGCUGGAACUACCUUUACUGCCAGUGUGCCCUUUAUCACAACUGGAGAAAUAUCCUUAGCGUUGUCCGCUCCGUACGAAUUUAGCUACGGAAAAGAGAAAUCAGUUGAAAAAUCAUUGAAAAUCGAAUUUGAAUGCAAAGGACCGGCUGGGAAGACCUCCACUUGCUCUGUCGUCAUUAUCCAGGAGCAAGCUUCUGUUCCAUACACUAUGACAUGGACCAAUAAUAAUGAUCAAGCAUGCACCUGUGAAGUGAAGGGGUUAUACAAAGGAGUUGCUGCCAAUAGAAUGGAAGUAAUAAUCAACGAAAGUGUAAAAGUUUAACCAGCUCAACUUGAUUCGAAACGCGAUUGCAGUUCCAACAAAAGUUCACUAGAUGAUUCUAUUUAUUACUA
Molecule: messenger RNA, 1207 nt
Organism: Bolinopsis microptera
Lineage: Eukaryota; Metazoa; Ctenophora; Tentaculata; Lobata; Bolinopsidae
Exons: 6
Coding region: 72-1136 (354 amino acids)
Source: RefSeq, a predicted model, not a curated record